AUGGCCCUGCCCCAGGCCCUGAGCGCGAGCGUCUGGCCGAGCUGGCGGCGGGCUGCGCGCGCCUCUUGCGGCUUCCUGCUGCCACAUUCCGGGCCCCUUGCCACCCCGCACGACUUCUCCCGCUUCAUGGCGAGCAAGCAGGAGCCGCAGCAGCACUGCAGGCCGUCGGCCACCGGCGCCGUGACCUCCUACGACUACCUGGUGAUCGGGGGCGGUUCGGGCGGGCUGGCCAGCGCGCGCCGAGCGGCGGAGCUCGGCGCCAGGGCCGCAGUAGUGGAGAGCCACAAACUAGGCGGCACUUGCGUAAUGUGGAACACAGCUGUCCACUCUGAAUUUAUCCAUGAUCACGUUGAUUAUGGUUUUCAAAGUUGUGACAGUAAAUUCAAUUGGAGUGUUAUAAAAGAAAAACGCGAUGCCUAUGUGAGCCGCCUGAACACCAUCUAUCAAAACAAUCUAACCAAGUCCCAUAUAGAUAUUAUCCAUGGCUAUGCAACAUUCACAUGUGAUCCCACACCCACAGUCGAGGUCAAUGGGGAAAAAUACACCGCUCCUCAUAUCCUGAUUGCCACAGGUGGCGUUCCCUCACGUCCUCAUGAGAGCCAGAUCCCUGGUGCCAGUCUAGGAAUAACCAGUGAUGGAUUUUUUCAACUGGAAGAAUUGCCUAGCCGCAGUGUCAUUGUUGGUGCAGGUUACAUUGCUGUGGAGAUAGCUGGAAUCCUUUCAGCUCUGGGUUCUAAGACAUCGCUAAUGAUACGGCAUGAUAAGGUACUUAGAAAUUUUGAUUCAAUGAUCAGUUCAAACUGCACUGAAGAGCUGGAGAAUUCCGGCAUCGAGGUCCUCAAGCACUCCCAGGUCAAGGAAGUUAAAGAGACCUCAUCAGGCUUGGAGCUCAGCAUGGUUACUUCAGCUCCUGGUAGGAAACCCACCAUUGCCACAAUUCCAGAUGUUGACUGCCUGCUGUGGGCCAUUGGGCGGGACCCAAAUUCCAGGGGCCUUAACUUAAACAAACUGGGAAUUCAAACUGAUGACAAAGGUCAUAUCAUAGUAGAUGAAUUCCAGAAUACUAGUGUCAAAGGAAUUUAUGCAGUUGGGGAUGUAUGUGGAAGAGCUCUUCUUACUCCAGUUGCAAUUGCUGCUGGCCGCAAACUUGCCCAUAGACUUUUUGAAUGCAAACAAGAUUCCAAAUUAGACUAUGACAACAUCCCUACUGUGGUCUUCAGUCACCCCCCUAUUGGGACAGUGGGACUCACAGAAGAUGAAGCCAUUAACAAAUAUGGAAAAGAAAAUGUGAAGAUCUAUUCAACCACCUUUACCCCAAUGUAUCAUGCAGUUACAAAAAGGAAAACAAAAUGUGUGAUGAAAAUGGUUUGUGCUAACAAAGAGGAGAAGGUGGUUGGGAUCCAUAUGCAAGGAAUUGGGUGUGAUGAAAUGCUGCAGGGUUUUGCUGUUGCAGUAAAAAUGGGAGCAACCAAGGCCGACUUUGACAACACAGUUGCCAUUCACCCUACCUCUUCAGAAGAACUGGUCACGCUUCGCUGA
This is a messenger RNA of Orycteropus afer afer, 1539 nucleotides long. RefSeq names its product glutathione-disulfide reductase (gene GSR). Gene Ontology annotation, cellular component: mitochondrion; cytosol. Gene Ontology annotation, biological process: glutathione metabolic process; cellular response to oxidative stress; cell redox homeostasis. The transcript has 12 exons. The record is from RefSeq and is a predicted model, not a curated record. NCBI's taxonomy places the organism in Eukaryota, Metazoa, Chordata, Mammalia, Tubulidentata, Orycteropodidae. Bases 1 to 1539 code for a protein of 512 amino acids. Gene Ontology annotation, molecular function: glutathione-disulfide reductase (NADPH) activity; NADP binding; flavin adenine dinucleotide binding.